This is a messenger RNA of Serpula lacrymans var. lacrymans S7.9, 216 nucleotides long. RefSeq lists its product as uncharacterized. The transcript has 2 exons. The annotation marks the transcript as partial. Gene Ontology annotation, cellular component: fungal-type cell wall. The record is from RefSeq and is a predicted model, not a curated record. Gene Ontology annotation, molecular function: structural constituent of cell wall. NCBI's taxonomy places the organism in Eukaryota, Fungi, Basidiomycota, Agaricomycetes, Boletales, Serpulaceae.
GCCCACGCUUCUAUCGUGACCACACCUGUCAGUCAGUGUAAUGCCGGUGAUGUGCAAUGCUGCAACAGUGUUCAAAGUAGUUCCAGUGCUGGUGCUGUUACUAGCUUCUUGGUUUUGUUGGGAAUUGUCCUUGGUGAUGUUGCUGGUCUCAUAGGUCUAGCCUGUAGCCCCAUCAGCUUAAUUGGCCUCAAUACCGGUGUCAUGCACCAAAGUUGA